AUGGAGUACGGGUACCUAGGCGGCGCGGGCGGCGGGUUUGAAGGCAGCUGCCUGGCGCCGGGUAGUGGCGAGCUGGCGUGGGGCGAGCUGGCCUCGUGUGGGCAGAUGUCGCAGGCGGCCUACCGCUACCAGGGCAUGCGUUACCAGCCGCCGCCGCCGCAGUGCGCGCGUCCGCAGGACGCCACCAUCAGGAACCACCACAUAUUCCCGCCCUCAAUGAACUUGCAACCUGGUCUUCCAUACAAGAUGUACGGCGGCAACGAUGGUUCGCUGACAGAGAAGCGCAAGCAGCGUCGCAUCCGUACCACAUUCACGUCCGCUCAGCUCAAGGAGCUCGAGCGAGCUUUCCAGGAGACCCACUACCCUGACAUUUACACGCGGGAGGAAAUUGCCAUGAAGAUAGAUCUCACUGAAGCAAGGGUACAGGUAUGGUUCCAGAACAGACGGGCAAAGUUUCGUAAGCAAGAGCGCUUGGCGCAGCAGAAGGCGGGCGAGGCACCAGUUAAGGCGGAGGGCAAACGCGACAAGCCCGGCUCUCCCGCCUCUCCGCAGCACACCCCGCCCGCACCACAACCCACACACCACACUCUGCCACAUUUGUCGCCGCCUGACCUCAAACCUAUCACCUCUGCAGCGAACAAACUCUGUGAUGAGCUAAACGGCGUGGGCAGCGGAGGAGGUGGGAUGCCACCAGUAAGCAGUGCUAGUGGCAAGUGGGCCGGCGGUUGCGGUCUGCUGCGACAGCCCUCCGGCUUCCCGCUGCUGGGCGUCGCGCCCCCAAACUACCUUCUUUCCGACCACCUCGGCACUCUAGCCAAAACGAACAACCAUCUUUUCUAAUGGCCUGUACCACGCGAAGACGCCGACCUUACCACUGAUGAUACACUGAACGCAUACUACUCGUCCUUGUAUUUUAUGUGACAGAAGUGAAUCAGUAUAGCAAAAUGUAGAAGAUUAACAGCCUUUUUUAAUGGACUGUACAAGCUAUUACUUGUUAUGCCGGACGAUUACGAAGGUUGAUACACUGUAGUACAGUUGUAAUCAAAAGUGAAUCAGUGUAUUGAAAUGUGCAGUAUUUCUAAUGGAAUGUAUCUUUUCACCUCGAAGCUGAUUCGCUAGUUAU
Messenger RNA from Papilio machaon (common yellow swallowtail), 1123 nucleotides. Its product is annotated as paired mesoderm homeobox protein 2A. NCBI's taxonomy places the organism in Eukaryota, Metazoa, Arthropoda, Insecta, Lepidoptera, Papilionidae. The transcript has 4 exons. The record is from RefSeq and is a predicted model, not a curated record. Bases 1 to 840 code for a protein of 279 amino acids. Gene Ontology annotation, molecular function: DNA-binding transcription factor activity, RNA polymerase II-specific; RNA polymerase II transcription regulatory region sequence-specific DNA binding. Gene Ontology annotation, biological process: regulation of transcription by RNA polymerase II.